Oncorhynchus masou masou (cherry salmon) is the source of this 1272-nucleotide messenger RNA. RefSeq lists its product as uncharacterized. NCBI's taxonomy places the organism in Eukaryota, Metazoa, Chordata, Actinopteri, Salmoniformes, Salmonidae. The record is from RefSeq and is a predicted model, not a curated record. The transcript has a single exon. The annotation marks the transcript as partial.
AUGGCAACGGCAACAGCAGCAACGGCAACAACAGCAGCAACAAGCGGCAACAGAUCAGCAGCAGCAGCUAGCAACGGCAACAGCAGCGGCAGCAGCAGCAGCAACAACAGCGGCAGCAGCAACAGCAGCAGCAGCAGCAGCAGCAGCAACAGCAGCAGCGACAACAACAGCAGCAGCAGCAGCAGCAGCAACGUAACAGCAACAGCUGGCAGCAGACAGCAGCAGCAGCAGCAGCAGCAGCAACAGCAGCAGCAACAGCAACGCAGCAGCAGCAGCAACAGCAACAGCAGCAGCAGUCAACAGCAACAACGGCAGCAACGAGCUGACGCAGCAACAGCAGCAGCAACAGCAACUGCAGCAGCAACUGGCAGCAGCAGCAGCAGCAGCUGGCAGCAACAGCAGCAACUAGCAGCAGCAGCGAUAGCAGCAACAGCAACAGCAACAGCAGCAACAGCAGCGGCGAGCAGCAGCAGCCAGCAGCAGCAACGCGGCGCGACAACAGCAACAGCAACAGCAGCAGCGGCAACAGCAGCUGGCAACGACUGCAGCGGCUGCAGCAGCAACGGCGGCAGCGGCAACAGCAGCAACAGCAGCAGCAGCUGGCAACAGCAGCAGCGGCAGCAACGCAGCAACAGCAGCAGCAACAACAGCAGCAGCGCGCUAGCAGCAACAGCAGCUAGCAGCAACGAGCAGCAGCAGCAGCAGACAGCGGCAGCAGCUGCGACAGCAGCAGCAGCGGCGCAACAACAGCAACAGCGGCGGCGACGGCAGCAAGCAGCAGCGGCAACGGCGGCAGCAGCGGCAGACUGGCAGCAGCAGCAGCAGCAGCAGCAACAGCAACAGCAGCAACAGCAACGGCGACGUGGCGCAGCAGCAGCAACGGCAGCAACAGCUGGCGAACAGCAGCAGCAGCAGCGGCAGCAGCAACGGCAGCCAGCAGCGGCAGCGGCGCCGGCAACAACAGCAGCAGCAACAGCAGCGGCAGCGGCAACAGCGGCAACAAGCAGCGAGCAGCAGCAGCAGCAGCAGCAGUCAACAGCAGCGAGCCAGCAGCAGCAGCAACAGCGGCAGCGGCAAUGCGACGGCAGCAGCAACGGCAGCCGGCAGCAGCAGCAGCAGCGACGCGCGACGGCAGCAACAGCGGCAACUGGCCAGCAGCAGCAACAGCGGCAACAGCAGCAACAGCAGCAGCAGCAGCAGCGGUGCAGCAGCAGCAGCAGUAACAGCGGCAGCAACGGCGGACAACGCGACAGCAGCAGCAGCAGCAGCAGC